AUGACGACGGACGCGAGCGCGGGGCGAAGGGAGGUGAUGCGCGCGCUGCGACGGGCGGCGGCGUCGAGGGCGCGAGCGGUCGAUGGGGAGACGCUGCGACGGGCGUUCGACGCGUUGACGCGCGACGACGGCGAGCGACGCGGCGCGAGGGCGUCGUGCGAAGAGUGCGUCGAGGUGGCGAAGAGCGCGAUGUGGGACGAGGGGAAUGCGGCGCUGAUGAGCGCGGCGCUCGCGGCGGCGGCGGCGGCGGCGAACGCGCAGCCGAAUAAGCCCGCGCCGGCGUGCGUGGAUUUUGAGUUUUUGUGGAGCGUCGUCGAGACGUGGUCGCGAGCGGGCGAGGGGGACGCGCGGAGAGGUGCGAAGGAGGCGUGCGACGCGACGAUGCGGGCGUUCGUGUUGCACCCGAUGUACGCUCGCGCGAUUCCGAAUUUAGUCGCCGACGCGGCGAGCGCGAAGAAGCAGAAAACGAUAGCCUCGACGGACGACGCUCGCGGCGCCGGCGGCGCGCGUUCGUCCGCGCCCGGGUUCAUUUGCGACACCAUCGCACGCGUCGCGCGAGCGGCGGAAAGCAUGGACGUGGACGCGUUGCGCUUGGCGCCUUGGGUCUUGCGAGCGACGUGCGAGCAAGACGCAAACGAGCGUAAACCCACGGCGAGCAGUUCGGCGAACAAGUCGAGUGAAUCGGUGUCAAAAGACGCGCGCGCGCUCUUCGUCGAGCUCUUUGAACCGAUCGCCGCCGCUUUCGUUGCGGUACCGACGGGCGGGAAGGGUGAGCGACGCGUCGACGAAGACGCCGCCUCCGCGCUCGUCGAUGCGCUCGUCGGAUUACUCGACAUUGCCGUCGAUUUCACGAUUUACUCGCCUCUGGAAGACGAAGGUCGCGUCGAAAGCGCGCUGCAGGCGUUCGUGACCAGCAUCGCAACGGUCGUAAAGACGAAUGAGGUGCGCGAUCGAGGUUGGUCCAGAGUCAUCGGCGCGUUGUCAACGUUGGAUUUGCGAUUAGUCGAGCCGCACGUCAAGGUGAUGUUGACGCUCUUACUCGUGAAAUCGCGCGACGCCCGUGAAGAGUGCGUCGCGGUGACGCAAACGAUGAUAAAAGCGUUCGCCGAGAUGCGUCAGCUACCAGAGUUCAUGGAAUCUGUAGGUGAAGUCGUCAUAGAGGCGAUGGCAAACGGCGAAAAAGUCAACGACGCGCUGGCUUCGGAAGAAGUCCUCGUCGCGUUUCAAGACGCCGCCAAGACCGUCCCGCUCAGGCAAACGCCUGAUCUCAUGGUGAUAUGUCGCAAGGCAUUCAUCACCGCCUACGACGGCGACGAGAAGCCCAGCGGUGCGCGAGCGCCGUACGAUUCUUUGGACAAGCUCGCGCGAGUGCUGCAAAGCGCGCUCGGGACGUGUCCGAUUGACGCGGGCGAACCACUGCUGCCAGAAGCGCAAGCGUGCCUCGAAGGGUUUUCGGAAGAUAUCGCGCAGCGUUUGCACUCCCACGUCGAGAGCUCACCUGCCCGCACAGGUGCCUUACUCCGAGCGUACGUGCCCGUAGCAUCACUCCGCCAAGGCUUGAGCGAGGUCGCGGAUGCGACGGCGCGAGAUUCUUAUUUUCGUUCCGAGAGCGUCGACUUGUCCGCCAUCGUACGACAUCUCGUUCGUGAUAGUCCACGUGCGAACCAAGAGCACGAAAACGCCGAGUCGGCGGCGAUUGGAUGCGCCAUACAGCGAGUGAAUAAUUUGUCGCGGCUGCGGUAUCCGCGCGAAGACGUGAGUCCAGAGGAAUCCGCUAAGGCUGGGUCGGAGAUCAAAUCUCUGUUAUCUGCGUGCUUAAAGCUGGUUCCGGAUACUUUGACGACUUCAUACGAUGCGCCCGACUCCAAAACGGAAGCGUGGAAGGUGUUGACUUCCACGAUCGACCUCUGGUACGAACAAGCGACGGAUGCUAGAAUCUUAGACUAUUAUCGAUGCCGCCUCGAGACGGACAUCGAAGGCGAAGGCGCGCUUUCGACAGAAGAGGAAGAUAAGUUUAGCGAACUCGUGGCGACGUUUAAACCAUGGGUCAGGGCGAUUGCGAGCGUUAUCACGCGUGGUGCGGUAGAUUUAACGCGGGAGUUGAAGGAGUCGCUGAGCAGAGAUGACGAUUCCAGCGCGGCGGGAAGAUGCGACGUUUUAGAAGACAUCAUCGCAGAUUGCGUGGAGAAUAAACGGCAAGGCGAGGCGGCAUGCGAUAAAAUAAAAGACUUUUGGAUCGGACCGGCGAGCACGCCCAUCACCGAUGGAUUUGGAAAGAACUGCACGAGAGAAGAUUCGGCGGCGCUGAAGCGAAUGCGAAGAGCCGUGGAUGCGGCUGAGCGCUUGCACUACCGUGCGGUAUCGGAAACCGACGUCCACGAACUAUCUAUCGCGUUACAAAUAGGCGAUUGCGCGAUGUUCAACGCCGCAUCGCUCGGCAUGUCAUCCGCCAUGGAUUUGUGCACUCGCGUGCGCUCGCGCUCGGCGUUUUUAGCCACGCACGACGAAGAUUCGGCGAUGAUUGUAUCUGGGUUGAUCACACGAGGAGGGCAUUACUUGAACGUCACCAACCUGGCGCUUCGCAACAUGCUCGACGUAGAACUCGCGUCAAGGCUCAUCGAGUCGACGACUAGUGCGUUCCAGGCGAGCUUGGUCGGAAGCGCGUUGAAGGUAAAAGCUGCGGUGUAUACGAACGCGGCGACGAACGUGGCGCGUCUUUUAGACGACCGAUUUAUAAACGAAGACUCCAUCGAGCGCAACGUCGCAAACGUCGGAGGUGCGUUCGCUCUAUCGCUGGUAGAGUCCCUAUUCGCGGCGGCGAACGUGGUGCACACGGAGCCCGAGCGGGAGAAGUACGGCUGGGUCGACGGUAAUCCAGAUUUGGACGAGGAAGACGAGCUCACGGACGAGCAAGGCGACGCCAUAGCGCAAUUUUGGGACGCACCUGCGGUGAUGCAAGUUCGUGCGCGUAUUGAGUCUAUGAUUCUCGACAUGAAAAAUGGUCUUGAGAACGGUGAGUUCAAGCCCGUCGCAGAGUCUGUCGAAGUCGUCGCCUCGUGCGUCUCCGCCGCUGGGUUCAUUCUCGCGGUGUCGGCGACGACACUGGAUUACAGCGAGGCGUUCCAUCGCACGUGCGACGCAGAUUUUGUCCAAAACGCGAUCGCGGUUGCGAUUAAAGUCUUGUUGGACACGUCUAACGAACUAUCUUCACGCGGGACGUCGCGACUGGUCAACUUUAUCGGUGCGGCGUGCGACGCGUUGAAGCAGACAGGACCACAGCUCACGUCCGAGGCGCACGCCUCGCUCGUAGCUGUCCUUAUGUUCACGUACACGCGCGGAACGCGCGCUUUAGUGGAUCGUGACGGCGCGAAAAGCGCGACGCCAGCGGCAGAUUUGCACGAAUCGCUCAGUUUGACGAUGUCGGAGCUCGUCUACGGCGCAGGCAAACGUCCCUUGACUGCGAUGUACGACGCGUGCGUCGACGCAUUCAAGACGACAGACGCAGAAUCGCGAAGGGCGUAUUUAUCGUCCGAUCGCUUGGAUGUUUCCCUGGCGGCACCCAUGUGGUGCUUGAUGAAUCUCGUCAAGUCGUUUCAUUUGGGCAAGGCGAUUCGCACGGCGGCGCAGGAAAAUGUUGAGACCGUGAUGGAUGCGUGCAUGCGAGCGAUGACCGUCGCCAUUAGGGUGCCGAACGCCAACGCCGUGGUACAUAAGCUCCUCGAAAUCACCACCGAGUUCGCCAGACUCGGUCCUCGAUGCGAGAUAAGCACAAGAUGCGUGUCGCGCAUGUGUCAGCUUCCGAGCGUCGCGUGCGCGUCGGACGCCGUAUUCGACGACGGCGACGCGAUGACAAAGAUUUUCUGCCAAGCGUGCGAACUCAUCGGCGUGCUGUUGAAGUCUCGAAAAGAUCACCUGCGUCGCGCGGUAUCGGGUAUCACCGUGGCGUGUUCAGAUCUCCUCGCCGCGUUGCGACGAUUUAAAGCCUCGGGCGCGAGCGCCGCCGUCAUGGAAAGCUGCGCCGGUAAGCUCUCCUUCGUGUACGAAUCCGCCGAGGCCAGCGGUCUGGACCGUUAUUGCACCCACUUACUCGCCGACGCCAUCACCGCCAUCACCGGCGGCGGCAUCGGCGUCGUCGCCGAAUCCGCGCUCAAGCCCGGUCUCUUCGCCCUGCUCGACUCGAGCGGCGACCGCGAGCUUCAGCAGCUUCACGCCGCGCUCGGCGCCGGCGCGGGCGGCGCGCGCCGCGUCGUCUUCGCCGCCCUUCGCGAGGAGCACAAGCACACCCACAAGUUCACCGGUCGCGUCGCGCUGUUCUUCGCGGGAACCACGCUGCUCGCGAUGGGCGCGAUCGUGGGACGCUCCGCGGACGCCGCGCGGGCGUCGGCGCUCGGCGAAGGGGCGGGAGGGACGUGCGCGUUGUCGCCGACGGGCGCGGGGGCGAACGCGGCGGCGAACACGUGCGCGGCGCGAUACAUGGAUGAGCUCGGAUUGUGGGACGCGGCGGACGCGGGCGAUAACGUCGAGUUCGAGACGAAGGUGUACGAGUGCAUGAACGAACCGACGGGCGCGCCGGUCGUGGUGCCGCAGGAUGGGGUGGCGAAACCGUUCGCGACGAAGCCGGGUUCGGCGUACGCGUGGAUCUUCGUGCACAUUCCCAAAGCCGCGGGGUCGGUUUUCAUCGAGAUGUUGAAGCAGAAUAAGAACCACGAGACGGUCGUGCUUCACGAGCCCGCGCACCCGGACUUUCUCGUGAAUCCGUGGAGGCCGUUGAAUUCGUUGCAGGCGCGGCACGUUCCGACGAUGUUGAGGACGUUUAAACAAAACCGCGAGUCGAAAUCGGGUACGUUUUCAAAGGAAUUUAUGCACGCCGACUACGACGAAGGCAGACGGAUGUACUUCACCGGUGCGACGGGCAUCGGGAUGUGCGGAACGGUCGACGCGCCGUGCGCGUACAUCACGGUCCUUCGCGAGCCGAUGUCUCGCCUGUGGAGCGAGUACACGUAUUUGUGUCUCGAGGCGAACGAGGGCCACUUGUCGUGGACUGCGGAAGAGAUCGCAGCGGACAAUCACCAGGGAUGCCCAUUGAAUCCCUUGGAGUGGUACAACCAGAAGCGCAGCACGGCGGCGCAGCUCACGGGCUUACUCGGCGCGCGCGGCGGUCACACGCCCUGCGGCGCCGAAGCCGCCAAGGCGAAUUUGGCCUCGUCGUGCGUGCGCUACAUUUUCCAAGACGACAUCGAAAACGGUAUGAAGCGCAUUCGAGAAAAGCUACCGGACCUCGCGCAUCUCGGCGACGACGGCGGGAACAAGCAGUACAUCAGCGGCGCUCUUCUCGAGCAUCACAACGGCAGCGCCGAAAAGCUCGCCCCCGCGCUCGCCGCGCGUCUCGACGCGUACAAAGCCGACCCCACCAUCGUCGCGGGAUUGCGCGCGCUCGUCGAGCACGACAUCAGCGUCUACGAAUUCGCCAAGGCCAAGUACGACGAGCACUGGAGCGCCCCGCUCGUCUCUUGCUAGCGCGUCCCGAGCGUCGGCUGGUUACGGCGCGGCAAUCCGGUACCAGCCGGUACGAGCCGGUACGGAGACGACGACGUCGAGACGCGCCCGCUGGUGACGGUGGUAGGCAUGGCGUGAAUCGCGCGCGCGC
This is a messenger RNA of Ostreococcus lucimarinus CCE9901, 5647 nucleotides long. RefSeq lists its product with no specific name. The transcript has 2 exons. Gene Ontology annotation, biological process: ribosome biogenesis. The record is from RefSeq and is a predicted model, not a curated record. NCBI's taxonomy places the organism in Eukaryota, Viridiplantae, Chlorophyta, Mamiellophyceae, Mamiellales, Bathycoccaceae. Bases 1 to 5517 code for a protein of 1838 amino acids. Gene Ontology annotation, cellular component: nucleolus.